AUUGCCAACAGAUAUAAAUCGUCCUGAUCUUGGACCAAAAAUGUAUAAUGCUUACGGCUCUGAAGAUGCUGAUGGUGGAAACGGUACAACAAACCUUCACCUAGAUAUGACAGAUGCUGUUAAUAUGAUGGCUUAUGCACCAAAGUUUAGGAAUCGACUUGAACAUGAAAAACUCAAGCCAUCUGCGGCUGUUUGGGACAUUUAUCAUUUUUCAGAUCUACCGCGCGUUCGUAGAUUCUUGCGCAAAGUUGCCAACGAAAGAGGCUUACUAAUUGAUCAUCCCAUUCACGAUCAAUGUUUUUAUAUGGAUUCAACGUUGCGUAAUCGUCUUUUGGAAGAAGAAGGUGUUAGUGGUUGGAGAAUUUACCAGAAUCCUGGAGAUGUAGUAUUUGUUCCUGCCGGAUGUGCACAUCAAGUAUGUAAUUAUACAAGCUGCAUCAAAGUGGCUGUCGAUUUUGUAUCGCCAGAAGGUGUGGCACGAAGUCAUAUUAUCAGUAACCAAUUUCGUAAAUUGACUCACAAUCAUAAGAGAAAGAAAGAUAUUUUGCAGCUUCCUGUUAUUCUUUAUCAUGCAUGGACGACCUCAUCUACUAAAUAA
Molecule: messenger RNA, 598 nt
Organism: Dentiscutata heterogama
Lineage: Eukaryota; Fungi; Glomeromycota; Glomeromycetes; Diversisporales; Gigasporaceae
Source: the annotation of a GenBank genome assembly